AUGAAGCUUUUCACCAUCACUCUGCUGGCUACUCAGCUUUCGGCCACCCUCGCCGCACCCGCUGCCAUCCAACAUGACAGGCGCGCCCUUGUCAGACCUCGGUCUCCCCACGCUCGCUUCUCUCUAGUCGCCACGGUGACUUCAACCAUUGUUCCCAGCCAGACCAGCGCAGCGGCUGGAGAAGGUGGAGAAGGGGGCGAGGAGGGGGCUGAGGAUGAGGUCGAACAAGCAGGAGAGUUCGAUGUCCCCAUUGUCCUUCCUGGCGGAAGCAAGGUCGACACUCUGUAUCCUCCAGGCCAAAACGGCGUCUUUGAGAUCGAGUUCCAGAACGCCGAGGACCGCACCCUCACCGUGACCCAGAAUCCGUCGCCCGCGGCUCCUCCAGCAGGCUUCCGCGCCGUCGAGCCAGUCUCUUUUAUUGUCAAUCUCGCCGAGGGCGCCGAGGGCUUGACGCUUCAGAAAGUCGAUUACAUCUUGAACGCCAAUAGCACCCUCGACAUCAGCACCGGAGCUAUCGGGCGCUUCUGUACCGAAGCCGGCGCCUUCGUUAUCGACCCGGCCGUUGGCGAGUUGGAGUUCGAGGCCGAAGAGAACGAGCUGCUUAUCAAGGUUAACAAUAUGAAUGGCGAAUGGGGUAUUUUUAUUCCCGACGCUGCGGCGACUCCUGGUGCCGGUGGUGAGGCUGCUCCUGGCGAGGAGGCUACUCCUGGUGGUGAUGCGAAACCAGACACAAAGCAGCAGUUGAUCAACCUGCUCCUCAGCUUGCUUGAGUAA
Fusarium keratoplasticum is the source of this 774-nucleotide messenger RNA. RefSeq lists its product as uncharacterized. Bases 1 to 774 code for a protein of 257 amino acids. NCBI's taxonomy places the organism in Eukaryota, Fungi, Ascomycota, Sordariomycetes, Hypocreales, Nectriaceae. The record is from RefSeq and is a predicted model, not a curated record. The transcript has 3 exons.